UUCUAUUGGCCUAUGGGAGCGUCAGUCAGACGUGGCUCCGCCUCUUUCUCCCCCUCCUCCGGAGCAGGCUCGGUUGAGUCGUCGGGUUGAGGAGGAGUGCGGUUGGAGUGCGAGAGGGUCGCGGCCGCGAUGAUCUGACAGAUGAAAUAGCAAAAAAGAGAAAGAGAAGGCGGGCGUCCUCCAAACAAAACAAUGUUUCCCAAAGGCAAAGGGACCCCGGUGCCGUCGGACAGCCAAGCACGAGAAAAGUUGGCUCUUUACGUGUAUGAGUAUUUGUUACACAUAGGGGCACAGAAGUCUGCACAGACCUUUUUAUCAGAGAUCCGAUGGGAGAAAAACAUAACACUUGGUGAACCCCCUGGAUUCCUACAUUCAUGGUGGUGUGUUUUCUGGGACUUGUAUUGUGCUGCACCAGAGAGGAGAGAGACAUGUGACCACUCCAGCGAAGCAAAAGCUUUCCAUGAUUAUAGUGCAGCAGCAGCUCCCAGCCCCGUGAUGGGAGGGAUGCCCCCUGGUGAUGGCAUGCCAGGGGGCCCAAUGCCACCUGCCUUUUUCCAGGGUCCUCCUGGUCCCCAGGGCUCUCCUCACCCUCAGCCUCCUCCCCCUAACAGUAUGAUGGGACCUCACAGUCAGUCUUUCAUGUCGCCUCGGUUUGCUGGAGGCCCAAGAGGUCCACCCAUCCGGAUGGCCAGCCAGCCACCCGGCGGAGGACCAGGUCCUCAUCCCAUGCUGCCCAACAUGGACCCCACACGGCCACAAGGUCAUCCUAACUUGGGGCCAAUGCAGAGAAUGAGUGGCCCUCGAGGAAUGGGACCUAUGGGGCCUGGCCCUCAGAACUUUGGUGGUGGGAUGAGGCCUCCACACAACACCAUGGGUCCUGGCAUGCCAGGAGUGAACAUGGGCCCAGGAACGGGUCGGCCAUGGCCCAAUCCCAACAAUGCCAACUCUAUGCCUUACUCAUCACCUUCUCCUGGUGCAUACGGGGGGGCAUCUGGAGGUGGAGGGCCUCCUGGCACUCCCAUCAUGCCCAGCCCCGCAGACUCAAACAACUCUGGUGACAAUUUAUACACCAUGAUCAACACUGGACCUGGCAACCGGAAUAAUUUCCCUAUGGGCCCAGGCUCUGAUGGACCCCUGGGAGCCAUGGCUGGGAUGGAACCACACCACAUGAAUGGAUCACUAGGUUCUGGUGAUAUGGAUGGAAUGAACAAGAAUUCCCCAAACAAUUUAAGUGGCAUUAGCAAUCCUCCCGGGACCCCGAGGGAUGACGGGGAGCUGAGUGGAAACUUCCUCCACUCCUUUCAGAGCGAGAACUACUCUCCAACCAUGACGAUGAGUGUGUGACCCCCUCCCCCUCUUCACCCGACCCGAUUUGCCAUCAUUCCGAGGAUCUGAAGUCACUGUAGGACAUGGCCAAACACAUCAGCACCAAAUCAGGGACAGGCGCCAUUUUGGUUCCACACUAACGCCAGAAUGCUGAUUGGGGGACAAAAACAAAACAAAAAAAAUCUAAAUGGCUGGCAAACUACUGCUCCUUGCUCAAAAUGAAGGACAAUUACACCAUUUAUCACAACCCCUGUGUGAGAAACCAGCUACUGAAAUGCAUAAAUGACACGUUUUAUGUUCUUUGCAGAACCUCCUGACCCCGCUCAGUCCUCUCAGCCUCUUUAAUCCUAGUGCGAAGAGAAAAAGGUUGGAAGUUUACCUCUUGUACUUUUUAAUGAUUGCUUUGUGGUGCAAGAUGUGCAGGAAAUAUCUGCUUUUGUCACUUAAAACACUGGAGAGUUUGCAUACGCAUUGUGAGCUUGGAAAGUCUCUGUCUUGUCAUUUUACUUAUCGCCAUGCAUACGGUGUCACAGAAAUGGGUUGACACAGGACUGAGGAUUUGUCUUUUACUCUGUGGCCACCUUUCUGAAUAAUGUAUUACUCUGCCCAAUGCCCACCUUUCUAUUUAAAGAGACUUAAAAAUGGAAACGAUGUGAAAGAAUAUGGCUUUUAUUGUGACAGCCUUUUGCAGCGGUGUUGUUACAGUGUCACAUUGAUCCAGAUUGAUCAGUCUCUCAAGCCCUUUUCAGACAUGGGAUUUUUAAUAUUGCCGCCUUCAUCAGUCCCUCAAAGCGAUGGCAUUCUGUUAGGCUUUGGUCACUUUUACAUCAGUGUUCCUCGCAGCUUUAUUCAGACGUAACCAUGACAGCUGCAAAGAGAGCCACGGUAUGUGAGAUAUUCACCAUAUGUGCAAAAGAAUUGUCGCAUUCGUGGCAGUGAGCAUUAGGCAUCUAGUGAAGUGUAGCCACACUGUUGAACGUUUAACUCGAUGUGACAUUUUUACCAAGAUCAGGGUCUGUGUGAGUGAGUGAGUGUGUGUGUGUGUGUGCAUGUGCGCGAGUGUGUGCGUUCUGCCACAGCUGCCCCUGCCCUUUGAACACAGACUCUCUCUUCUGCAUGGGGAAUAUGCACUGCAUUAGAGAGCGACGUUUUCACCUUACUGAAAAUGAAAAAUAGCUUCCGAUGACAUAAAACGUCACGUCAUAUUUUAUUGCUGUUUGGGGCAAUCUCUACAUCAAAGAUGGACGAGAGAUAUGGGCAGUCAUAAUCCUGUGCAUCGGUUAAUGCAUUCAGACAUGUGCCAAGUUGAAAGUGCUAGGUUCGGACCUAGUUCGAGAUUUCCGUCGCAAUCUUUGCAGAAAAGUGACCGGGGCGCCCGUUCGGGUGCGAAGCCGACGCGUUCGCGGGUGCUGUCAGAUUAAUGGAAAAGGACUGCAUGUCUGAAAGGGGCUUUGUUGUUGACAGUUUGCUACUCUGCCACUCUUGGCUGUUUAAACAGCUGGACUGCUGCCGCGUGCUGUCAAGGGAAGCCAGAUUUUGGCAUAAAAAGUGAGUGCAUGAGUGCUGAGAAUCUGUGUACAACAUACUACCUAGUGCUGCUCUUCUCUAUGUGGACACCUGCUUUAAGAUGUGGUGUAUAUCUCUUUACCUGCCUGUGCUUAACACUCUGUGCGCUUCAUCGUCGUAGCCUUCUGUGUUACUUCCAAUUUGGUUGAUGGAUAUAUGGAUGAGUUGCCCAUUUUAAUCUCUCACACAUACUGGUUAACACUUCCUUCCUGUAUCACUGGUCGUCCCUUUGGUCCUGCCCGUCUCUUGCCCAUCCGCAUAUUUUUUUAUAUUUUGAUACAAACUUUGACUACAUAUAUUGCCCCAGUUAUUCAGUUAGUCAAAGCUUUCUAAACUGAUUCUAGUAGGCAUCAUUAUAAACUUAGCCGCAGUCUUGUAAAUGUGAUGAGAAUUUUUGUUUCAUUUUUUUCCCUGUGAACAUUAUGCAUUAUACACAUCUGUCCUAUGUUGCCUUUAUUUGCUGAUAUUUUUUUAUUUCAAAUUGAGGAAAGAUUGCUUGUUAAUAUAAUUUUACAAUAACUUA
Messenger RNA from Maylandia zebra (zebra mbuna), 3415 nucleotides. It is a transcript of the gene ssbp3b, whose product is annotated as single stranded DNA binding protein 3b. Gene Ontology annotation, biological process: positive regulation of transcription by RNA polymerase II. Gene Ontology annotation, cellular component: nucleus. The record is from RefSeq and is a predicted model, not a curated record. Lineage: Eukaryota; Metazoa; Chordata; Actinopteri; Cichliformes; Cichlidae. Gene Ontology annotation, molecular function: protein binding; single-stranded DNA binding.